UAGGCCGCCAUCGUCCGUCUAUGACCAACAGAGCGAACACGCAGUCUGAUAUAAUAGUUGUAAGCCUAGUACCUUUGUGUUUUAGUUAUUUUUAACUUAUUGACUUUAAUUUUGGGACAACAUCCAAAUGUUCUAUACUUGUAAAGUCAAUUUAGUUUUCGUAAGGGAGCCUGGCUUCGGUGUUUUUGGAACAAGAUGAUAAAAAACUGGGGUGUUGUUGGAGGGAUCGCUGCUGCAAUUGCAGCUGGAGCAUACGUCCUGUGGGGCCCGAUAACUGAGAGGAAGAAGCGGAAGAGAGGUAUGGUCCCUGGUCUGUUGAACUUGGGGAACACCUGCUUCCUAAACUCUUUGCUUCAGGGUUUGGCAGCGUGUCCGUCUUUCAUCAGAUGGCUGGAGAAGUUUUCAGGUCUGCCCUCGAUCCAGUCAUGCAAAGACAACCAGCUGUCUUCAACACUGCUGCAGCUGCUCAAAGCUCUGUCCAGUGAGGAGCCGGGAGACGAGGAUGUUCUUGAUGCAGGAUGCCUUUUGGAUGUUCUCAGACUGUACCGCUGGCACAUCAGCUCAUUUGAGGAGCAGGAUGCACAUGAACUUUUUCACGUCCUCACAUCUUCACUAGAGGAGGAGAGAAACAGGCAACCCAAAGUCACACAUCUGUUUGAUAUGCAGUCCCUUGAGUCUCUUCCUGAUGAAGAUGCCAAAGCUUUUGCCUGCAUAAGCAGAGCAGCUCCUCUUCAUCCGAUCCCGGGUCCCUGGAAAUUCCAGCAUCCCUUUCACGGUCGUCUAACGAGCAACAUGUCGUGCAAGCGCUGUGAAAUUCAGAGUCCAGUACGAUACGACUCAUUUGAGAGCCUCUCUCUGUCCAUCCCUCUUCCUCAGUGGGGUCGGCCUCUCUCUCUAGAUCAGUGUUUGCAGCAUUUUAUUUCAUCGGAAACAAUCAAAGAGGUGGAGUGUGAAAACUGUACAAAGAUUCAACAAAGCACAACGAGAAACGGGCAAAUUUUCGAAAGCCAGAGGACGACAUUUGUCAAACAGCUGAAACUUGGAAAGCUCCCUCAGUGCCUCUGUAUCCAUCUGCAAAGACUGACAUGGUCCAGCGAAGGAACCCCCAUCAAGCGGCAGGAGCACGUCCACUUCACAGAGUAUCUAUCAAUGGAUCGUUAUAAACACAACUCCACACAGAGGAGUCAGCGGUUCACAUUGGCCCAUAAAGCCAAAAAGACAGAAAGUUUGGACACAGAAGAGUCCACAGAAAGGCUUAGAGCUAAUGGGACUGAUGCAGAACAUCAUAACAACAACAAACCUUUUUCUAAUGGAACCUGUUCCUCCGUAUUUCUUCUCUCCCCUGGUUUGAAUCCACAGCGCGGCUUCACGUAUGAAUUCAGCUCCACAGAGUAUUUAUUCAAGCUGACGGCAGUGUUGGUUCACCAUGGUGACAUGCACUCGGGACAUUUUGUCACCUAUCGUCGAAGCCCCGCCCCACCCUGCAGCACCUCGCCGUUCAGCUCUCAGUGGCUUUGGGUGUCAGACGAUUCUGUGCGGAAAGCCAACCUGCAGGAGGUGCUGUCUUCCAACGCGUACAUGCUCUUCUACGAAAGAGUGCGAAGGCCAAACCUCGAUGGACGAUCGGACGAGUGAUUGGAUGAUCAGCCUGUUGGACGUCUGCCUUUUUGCAUUAAAUACUCAAUUACCAGCUGGUAGUUUUCUGACUGUAGUUCUGCCUCAAUGUCUCAGUGUUGUCUCUUUAUGAACACUCACAGCGGGAGGCUGCUGAACCCAAAGAUAAAGGACCCACAAGAUUUCUCUCAAAAAUCAUCGGUUAUUUACAGUAAGCUACUUUUCUUUAGCAAAUUAAACAGUUUCAUGUAACAGACGGUAAAAGUAUCUGACAGUUCCCUAUAAUCGCACUGUUAGAGGCGAGUUUUUAAGGUUGGCUUUUUAAUCAUGCAGUGGUGUGAACAUUAAUGAAAUAUGGGCUCAUAACUUCUUGGUAAUAUGUCCAAAUUCCUUCAUACUUCAUAUAAAUAAGCUGUUGCAUUUUAUAUAACUUUAGCUAGAAAGUCCCAGCUCCUACUAAUGUAAUCAUUCCCAGCAUUGGCUGUACAUUGUCCUACUUUGAAUGUUUCAGCUGAUCUUCUACCAUUUUGGAUCAUCUAAAUACUCUAAUUUGUAGACCUGCUGAACUAAGUAAGGAUAAAGUGCCAUAUUGUUUGUUUUUUGUUUUAUUAUUUUUAAAAAUUUAUAUCUUAUAAAAAUGACUUUUGCAGUAAUUAUUAGUACGAUCUAACCCGGAAAUAUGACUGGCCCAAACUAACGUUCAUAAUCUACAGGUUCUGCAGACAUUUAGUUGUUUUUGUUAUCAAAACUGGAUUCUAACUAUCCUGAAUGCUAUUGUUUUUUUCUAAGAUCCUCAGCAGUAAACAAUUGCAUUCCUAUCAAGCUAGAAAAGUCUAAAGGUAAAAGUGUCUUCAGAUGUUUGAACUGAUAUAUUUUGAUUUAAAUGUAAUUGUUUUCAAUUGUAAAAAAAAAAUGGUAAAAAAUGUACUUUUGUGUUUUAAUAAAGUGAGAUUACAAUGUUUUCAGUACCUUGGAAAUGUAUAACAUCAAUAAUAUCCUUGUGAUCGAUUAUGUUGCGUUUUCAGCCCAACUGCCAUACCAAACCAGUGGUUCCCAAAUAUGGGAGCACACACCUUACGGGGAACUCAGUGUAAUGGCAGAGGGGGAAAUUAAGUAGCUAAAUAACUGAUUUUGAGGUGAAAAUUUAAAUAUAUAUUGAAAAGAAAACAUUUAUAGAGGGCAGUGUGGAAUUCUAUUCCUCAUUCAAAUAAGCAUCACAGUUUU
Molecule: messenger RNA, 2838 nt
Organism: Cyprinodon variegatus (sheepshead minnow)
Lineage: Eukaryota; Metazoa; Chordata; Actinopteri; Cyprinodontiformes; Cyprinodontidae
Gene: usp30
Product: ubiquitin specific peptidase 30
Exons: 13
Coding region: 196-1635 (479 amino acids)
Biological process (GO): protein deubiquitination
Cellular component (GO): cytosol; nucleus
Molecular function (GO): cysteine-type deubiquitinase activity; cysteine-type endopeptidase activity
Source: RefSeq, a predicted model, not a curated record